ACUUAUUUGACAGUUGUUUGCUCACAAAUAGCGAGAAAUUAUUCGAAGGUCAGAACCUGCCUAAAUUCUAAAGCAAACUAAAUAAAUCGACAAUUGAAUUGCUGAAAUAUUAUAAUAAGUGACGUGCUUAAACUUUUUUGGAAUUUUAUCAAUCCCUGGGCUAUUUGUUAAAAGAGUUUUAGAAAUUCACGAAUCGAAUUGGCAGGAUGGCUAACAUGGCAGUUUCUCGCAUAAAGCGGGAAUUUAAGGAAGUUAUGAGAAGUGAAGAAAUUGUGCAAUGCUCUAUCAAAAUUGAAUUAAUCAACGACAGUUGGACAGAACUUCGUGGGGAAAUUGCCGGUCCACCAGAUACUCCGUAUGAAGGAGGAAAAUUUGUUUUAGAGAUUAAAGUGCCGGAAACAUAUCCAUUUAAUCCGCCUAAAGUACGUUUUAUAACAAAAAUCUGGCAUCCAAAUAUAUCCUCAGUAACUGGUGCGAUUUGCCUGGAUAUUUUGAAAGACAAUUGGGCCGCUGCAAUGACAUUGCGAACUGUUUUACUGUCACUUCAAGCUUUAUUGGCUGCUGCAGAACCGGAUGAUCCACAAGACGCAGUAGUGGCAUAUCAAUAUAAAGACAAAUAUCAGCUAUUCCUUAUGACGGCUAAGCAUUGGACAAAUGUAUACGCUGGAGGUCCACACAAAUUUACCGAGUGUGAUACAAAAAUUCAACGUUUAAGAGACAUGGGGAUUGAUGAACAUGAUGCGCGAGCUGUUUUGUCAAAAGAAAACUGGGACUUGGAAAAGGCGACCGAAAGCUUAUUUAGUUAGCUUCUUUUUUAAAUUAUAUAUUUUCUGGAAAGUAAGAAAUUGUCAAAAACAUUGUUGAGCGAGGUUUGAUAUUUAUUUAAAAAAUAAUUACUCAUAUGAUUGAAA
Anastrepha obliqua is the source of this 911-nucleotide messenger RNA. RefSeq names its product ubiquitin-conjugating enzyme E2-22 kDa (gene Ubc4). Gene Ontology annotation, biological process: proteasome-mediated ubiquitin-dependent protein catabolic process; protein polyubiquitination. Bases 207 to 806 code for a protein of 199 amino acids. The transcript is spliced from 5 exons. Gene Ontology annotation, cellular component: nucleus. Lineage: Eukaryota; Metazoa; Arthropoda; Insecta; Diptera; Tephritidae. The record is from RefSeq and is a predicted model, not a curated record. Gene Ontology annotation, molecular function: protein binding; ubiquitin conjugating enzyme activity.